Molecule: messenger RNA, 1056 nt
Organism: Paracoccidioides brasiliensis Pb18
Exons: 2
Coding region: 1-1056 (351 amino acids)
Source: RefSeq, a predicted model, not a curated record
AUGGCGAAUGAAUUCGAAGCGGGUCUGCAGCCAGGCAUCCUGCACAAUUAUACUCCAGGACUCACAGCUUUUGAAUAUGUGUCCAGGCUAGACGCUGGAGACCACAAACCCCACAGCCUGCUAUUUAUUGGCGGCUUAGGUGACGGAUUCUUCACGGUACCGUACCUCAGUGAUAUCUUCGCGGGUCUUCAAUCUGGAAGCUGGUCUGUGUUUUCGGUACUUCUUUCCUCAUCAUAUGGCGGAUGGGGGAUGGGUAGUCUAGACAAUGACGUCGAGGAGAUAGGUAAAUGUGUCGACUAUGUGAAAGCAUACAAAUCCUCCAAAAAGUCCGAUCAAGCUACGGCGCAUGGCCCGGGCAAAAUUGUGAUUAUGGGUCAUUCCACUGGAAGCCAGGAUGUGCUUCAUUAUCUCUAUUCCCGUAAUCCAGGUCCCCAAGCUUCAAAGCCGCGGCCUGCUGUGGACGGUGCUAUAAUGCAAGCCCCUGUUUCCGACAGAGAAGUGAUCCUCAACGCACUGCAAUCAGGAAACGAGCAAGGAUCCCCGGAGGAACUAAAGAGAAUCUACGAUGACCUUGUUGCCGUGGCGAAAAACCAAGGCACAGUGGAGGACAGGGAUACUCUCUUACCCCUCUGGAAGCUUGAGAAGAUGGGAUUCCACAAUACCGCCAUCUCUGCUAAAAGAUUUCUGAGUUUGGCAAGUCCUGAUAGCCCUGAAGCUCCCUGGGAGGAUGAUCUAUUUAGUUCCGAUCUUACGGAUGCUAGACUUGAAGAGACUUUCGGGAUGGUCUCUACUCGUGGUCUACUGAAUAAAUCGUUACUUGUUUUACCAGGGGGCGCCGAUGAAUAUGAAGCCCCUUGGCUUGAUAAAGAAAAACAAUUGCAGAGGUGGAAAGCAGCAAUUACAAAGGGUUCAUCCAAUCCUCAUAUUUGGGAUCCGAGUAGUGGUAUAAUUGCCGGAGCUACUCAUUCGCCGAGUGGACCCGCUCAAGCUCCGCAACGGGAAGAACUGGUUGCGAGGGUCAAAGCUUUUCUACGAAAUAUUGAAAUGGAGAAUUGA